AUGGAUCACUUGCCAGGGACGGGCGCUGCUCUCAUCGCCCCUUGGGAUCCGUCUUUUGACAACGAAACCGGCAUCCAGCGUGGUCCUCCCCUGCUGUUCCACCGAACCCAGUUCAGCUGUGGCUCUGUCGCCAUCGGAUAUCGCAUCUCCCACGCCGUCUGCGGCGCAGACGGCUGCCUCCAUCUUUAUCAAGACCUGUGCGAGAUCUACCAUAAACUUUCCCGUGGUGAUAUUGGGGUUCUUGAUGUCCCACCGCACAUCAUUCCCAUGGGCCCCGAUCGGAUCAUCAAUUGUGAUGAUCAGAAACGAGCCACUCUAGACCCGCCAGUCCUCUAUCUCCCCCUCCUCCCAAACCAGGCGAAGGACCAGCGAAGAGCACAGUCGCUUCAGACACUUCCCAAGAGCAGGAACCUCCCAUCCCUAUUACUGGCAGUUACAUGCAUUACACCCCUGUCGACCUUACCCAACCCAAAGCCGACGCUACAUGCCCUGACGACAGCCUUUCCUGGGUGUCUACCUUUGAAGCCCUUCUGGCCAGCAUCUGGCAGGCCACAUACCGAGCCAACGCCCGCUUCGCCGCCUCCAAAGCCCGCGGUGUACCCUGUGGUGAUCCGCUGCCUAGAUCCCAACGCCCGACACCCAGUCUUCGGACCAGCAUCAAUGUUGCCCUUCCCUCCCGCCUCGACCUCGCUGGACACAAUAAGGGGAUGGGAAAAAGUCAUUACUUCCCCAACGCCGUCGUCCCUGUCUUCUUCACCGUGCCGGAUGAGAGUGACGACCCAGAUGGGCUUGACAUGUGGGACGCACCGCUUUGGAAGUUGGCAAGAUUCAUACACCGGAGAAUGCGUGAGCGUGAUGUCGCGCACGCACUCGAGGUCAUCAACGGGAUGUGCGAGUUGCCGGAUAAACGCCUUGCCAACGUCGACUUCACCCUGUUUGCGGGGUCCUUUGUGA
This is a messenger RNA of Sordaria macrospora k-hell, 954 nucleotides long. RefSeq lists its product as uncharacterized. Gene Ontology annotation, molecular function: acyltransferase activity, transferring groups other than amino-acyl groups. Lineage: Eukaryota; Fungi; Ascomycota; Sordariomycetes; Sordariales; Sordariaceae. Gene Ontology annotation, biological process: secondary metabolite biosynthetic process. The record is from RefSeq and is a predicted model, not a curated record.